This is a messenger RNA of Mauremys reevesii (Reeves's turtle), 4479 nucleotides long. It is a transcript of the gene SNAP91, whose product is annotated as synaptosome associated protein 91. The record is from RefSeq and is a predicted model, not a curated record. The coding region runs from base 292 to 3072 and encodes 926 amino acids. Gene Ontology annotation, cellular component: extrinsic component of presynaptic endocytic zone membrane; clathrin-coated pit; clathrin-coated vesicle. Lineage: Eukaryota; Metazoa; Chordata; Testudines; Geoemydidae. The transcript is spliced from 31 exons. Gene Ontology annotation, molecular function: SNARE binding; phosphatidylinositol-4,5-bisphosphate binding; clathrin heavy chain binding. Gene Ontology annotation, biological process: synaptic vesicle budding from presynaptic endocytic zone membrane; clathrin coat assembly; clathrin-dependent endocytosis.
CGGCAGCGCCGGGGGAUUAGGCUGGAAAUAGCGGCGGCUCCUGGGCACGGGAGCUCCGGCGUUUCCCCAGGCGGGCGGGGCCGCGCCCAGCACCUGGGGUCGGGAGCCUCGUCCCGACCCACCCCAUCCCUGCGCCCCGCGGGCAGCGGCGGAGGGGGCUCGGCGCCGCGGCGGGAGGAGCGGGCGCCCUGCCCGGGAGCGGCAGCGGCAGCGCUGCGGGGAGGAGGAGGAGGAGGAGAACAGAGAAGGACGCAGUGACAGAAGAGGCAGUAGCACUAACAUUAGUCGAAGAUGUCGGGUCAGACGCUGACAGAUCGCAUCGCAGCUGCUCAGUACAGCGUUACAGGAUCAGCUGUAGCCAGAGCCGUCUGCAAAGCAACCACGCAUGAAGUGAUGGGGCCCAAGAAAAAACACCUGGACUAUUUGAUCCAGGCAACCAAUGAGACCAACGUUAAUAUUCCUCAAAUGGCUGAUACUCUCUUUGAGCGAGCAACAAAUAGUAGCUGGGUGGUGGUGUUCAAAGCCUUAGUUACAACACAUCAUCUAAUGGUUCAUGGCAAUGAGAGAUUUAUUCAGUACUUGGCAUCUAGAAACACGCUAUUCAAUCUCAGCAAUUUUUUGGACAAAAGUGGAUCACAUGGAUAUGAUAUGUCUACCUUCAUAAGGCGUUACAGUAGAUACUUGAAUGAAAAAGCAUUCUCCUACAGACAAAUGGCAUUUGAUUUUGCAAGAGUGAAGAAAGGCGCUGAAGGUGUAAUGAGAACAAUGGUUCCAGAAAAGCUAUUGAAAAGCAUGCCAAUAUUACAGGAACAAAUUGAUGCACUUCUUGAAUUUGAUGUUCAUCCAAACGAAUUGACAAAUGGCGUCAUAAAUGCUGCAUUUAUGCUUCUCUUUAAAGAUCUUAUCAAGCUUUUUGCAUGUUACAAUGAUGGAGUUAUUAACUUACUAGAGAAAUUUUUUGAAAUGAAAAAGGGACAGUGUAAAGAUGCUCUUGAAAUUUACAAACGAUUUCUGACUAGAAUGACUAGAGUAUCUGAAUUUCUUAAAGUUGCAGAGCAAGUUGGAAUUGACAAAGGAGACAUUCCUGAUCUCACACAAGUAUUGCUGACAAGAGUUCUGGUUGAUCUGCAAAUCACUGAUAAUGAAAAUUCCCCUUUUAAAGAGUGUACCAUUGAUGAACCGGCUCCCAGCAGUCUUAUGGAGACCCUGGAACAACAUCUAAACACGUUGGAAGGGAAAAAACCUGGGAACAGUGAAGGUUCUGGUGCUCCUUCUCCCUUGAGCAAGUCUUCUCCAGUCACAACUGUUACAUCUCCUAAUUCUACCCCAGCAAAAAGUAUUGAUACCUCUCCACCAGUUGAUCUCUUUGCAACUUCAUCUACAGCAGCUCCAGUCAGCACUUCCAAACCAUCCAGUGAUCUUCUAGAUCUUCAGCCAGAUUUCACAUCUACUGGGCAAGCAGCUCCAACUGCUCCAGCAGGAGCAACUUCAUGGGGAGACCUCUUGGGAGAGGACAAUCUGGCAGCGCUUUCCAGUGUUACUUCCGAGCCACAGAUUUCAGAUCCAUUUGCUCCAGAGCCUAGCCCAACUACUACUACAACUACUGAAGUUGCAACUGCUUCAGCAUCUGCUACAACUACAACAACCAUUACUGCUGUCACUGCUGAAGUGGAUCUCUUUGGAGAUGCCUUUGCAGCUUCUCCUGGAGAAGCCCCUGCGGCACCUGAAGGGGCAGCAGCACCAGCUACCCCAACCCCUGUAGCAGCAGCUCUUGAUGCAUGUUCAGGAAAUGACCCAUUUGCCCCAUCUGAAGGUAGUGCAGAGGCUGCUCCCGAGCUGGACCUCUUUGCUAUGAAGCCAACUGAGACCAGUGUUCCUGUAGUUACCCCUACUAGUGCAGCUACUCCAGCUCCCACAACUACUCCUUCUCCAGCUGCCACUGCUACCACUGCUACUACUGCUACAGCAACUACCACUACCACCACAGCCACCACAUCUGCCACCACCACUACCACCACUUCCGCUCCUCCUGCUCUAGAUAUCUUUGGUGAUUUAUUUGAGUCUGCUCCUGAUGCUCCCGCAGUGCCUAAACCAGAUGCUACUCCUAGCAUAGACCUGUUUGGUACAGAUGCUUUUUCAUCUCCACCACAUGGAACUUCUCCUGUGCCUGAGAGUUCUCUCACUGCUGAUCUCUUAUCUGUGGAUGCAUUUGCAGCACCAUCUCCUCUACCCGCUGCCUCUCCAGCAAAAGUGGAUUCUUCAGGUGUGAUUGACCUAUUUGGUGAUGCUUUUGGAAGUAGUGCUUCUGAACUCCAACCUGCAACCCAGACAGCUUCUAGUUCCUCAGCUUCUGCAGACUUACUGGCUGGCUUUGGAGGUUCUUUCAUUGCUCCCUCUCCAUCACCAUCACCAGUUACUCCAGCUCAAACCACCUUAUUACAGCCCAACUUUGAAGCAGCUUUUGGAACAUCACCAUCAACUGGUGGCAGCUCAUUUGAUCCAUCAGUGUUUGAUGGUUUAGGUGAUCUUCUUAUGCCAACUAUGAUUCCAUCUGGUCAGUCUGUAGCAGCUUCAGCUGCUACAGCUUCAGCAGCAAGCAAAGGCCUUGGAAGUGAUCUUGAUUCAUCUCUCGCAAAUUUAGUAGGCAAUCUUGGAAUUUCUGGCACCAUAUCAAAAAAGGGAGACCUUCAGUGGAAUGCUGGAGAAAAGAAGUUAACAGGAGGAGCUAACUGGCAACCAAAAGUAGCACCUGCAACAUGGUCAACUGGUGUUCCUCCAACUGGUCCCUUGACUGGAACUGUGCCUCCAGCAAGUGCUAUUCCUCCUGCCUCGGGUGUCCCCCCAGUUGCACAGCCAGGAUCAGGAUUUGGAAUGCCUCCUUCUGGACCAAGUGUAUCCAUGAUGCCUCAGCCGCCAGUUAUGUAUGGACAACCUAUGAUGAGGCCACCAUUCGGAGUUGCAUCUGGACCUGGUGCACAACUCUCUCCAAGCCCUACACCUGCCACUCAGAGUCCCAAGAAACCUCCAACAAAGGACCCAUUAGCAGAUCUUAACAUCAAGGAUUUCUUGUAAACAAUUAAGCUGCAGUUUUUCUGACUGGAUAGUUAAAAAUGUGAGUUUGGAAUCUACAAAUCACAGAUUGAUGCUCAGAGUUUCAAAGUGAGCCACCAGUACCAAACCCAGUGCUUAUUCAGACUGUCUCUUACUUCCGAAACGUGUAGCACAGCUGUGAAAGUGAACGUUAGGAAUGUGUACUACCUUAGCUGUUAUCCCUACUCUCUCUCAAUUUGUGUACUUGGGUUAUUUGUGUUCUACAGUUUAAACAAUGGAUGUAUGUUUCUGAUGCCUUCUAGUGCUUUUCUGAACCUAUUCAGUGGGGGCAGAUUAUGCAGCUGUUGUGUGGUGAGCCAUUUGGAGCGAUGUGUCUGUGUUUUUGAAGGUUUCAAUGUAUAUAACUUUUGACUAACACCUGAAAUUUCCCUAAAAGUUCAGUUUCUUCUUUAUCUGUUACAAAACAUAGUGUGAUAAUACCAAUAGUAAGAAACACUUAACUAGACAAAAUCUUUGUGUGAAAUACAUUUUUCCCAGUCACAGGAAUUUCAGUUGUUGUGAGAAAUGUUUUAUUUUUGUGGCACUGUAUAUGUUAUAUUAUAAUUUAAAGUAAUAUAAAGGUAAAUUUCCAUAACAAAUACUCCUUCCAAGUUACCUUACCAGUAAUGAAAAAUCAUAUCUGAAAGAAUACUGUAUUUAUCACUUUUUUUAAUUUAAAAUAUAUUUUAACUCUUUGAGUUCGUGCAUUUAAAUUUAUUUAUCAGUUCUUGCUAAAUGCAUUGAAAAUAAGUAAAGGGUCAGUUUCUCUCCAUGUAGUUAAAAAAAGCAGCCACAGUUGUGCUGACAUUCUUUAAUGUCAAAUAUGAAAGCACUCUUUGGUGUGUCUGUAGUUAUAACAUUAUUGCAUUUUUAUUUAACUCUUUUAUGUACAUCUGUUAUUUUAGUGCUUACCUGUGUGUAUGCCUUGGAGUAGUGUGUUUCCAUUCCCCAACUAUGCUGUGAGUAGUUUUUGUACUAUUUGUGAUUAGACCUCAUUCUGAUCCAGAGAACCACACCCUUUACUGUACAUAUUGUGUUUCUUUAAUUUUUAGUUUGUUCUCAUACUGUUUGUGCUGAUGGCUUGGCUUAAGAUUUUGACUCUUAAAUGAGGUCACUGUUGAUCAGUGUUACAAGUGGCUUGGCAGCUCUUUGUUCAAAGCAUAUUGAAUUGGAAAGAUGUUCACCUAAGUCUUUCAAACUAACUAUUUAAUCAAUGUAUGGUACCAUUAAAAGUGGUUGUAUCUGAAUUAACUGUGGGGAUAACAUACACUCUAAUGGGGAAAAAGUUAUAUAAAGCUAAUUUCAAAAUAGCUUUUCUUUGUAUUUUGGUUUAAGAACCCAGUGCAUGUACGCCCUCUGAGAUGCAAUAAACACCUUGAUCAAAGUAAA